Messenger RNA from Aspergillus lentulus, 1566 nucleotides. Its product is annotated as DNA primase subunit PRI1. Gene Ontology annotation, biological process: DNA replication, synthesis of primer. Lineage: Eukaryota; Fungi; Ascomycota; Eurotiomycetes; Eurotiales; Aspergillaceae. The record is from RefSeq and is a predicted model, not a curated record.
AUGCCUCACUCAGUUUCCUCCUCUGAGUCGCCCGCUCACGAUCAUGAUGAUGAGAUCCUCCCUGAUGCCCCUGCGACGGAUGCGCAUUCUAGCAUUACGGAAGAUAAAGCGCCAACCGUGCAAGAAAACCAGGCAACAGGCGUGAGGCUAGAAGAUAUGUUCAGCGACGAGGACAACGACGAGGAAUUUCCAGCUUCGGAUGCUCCUGAACCGCAAAAUGAGGGGACAGCACCCCAAGCUGCUUCGGAGCCCGCUCCUCAAUCGACACAAGUCGACACACAUAUAAUGCUCGCUUUCUAUCAGCGCCUAUUUCCGUUCCGCUACCUCUUUCAAUGGCUGAACCAUGGGAUUAUACCCUCUCCUGAUUUUGGGAACCGUGAAUUCGCUCUUACGCUUCAGAAUGACGCAUAUCUUCGUUAUCAAUCAUACGCGACUGCAGACCUAUUCCGUAAGGACAUCUUGAAAAUGAACCCUUCGCGAUUUGAGAUCGGUCCCGUAUAUAACACAAAUCCGCGGGACCGGAAAACACUACGAGGCGGUCAGAUGAAACCAAUCUCCAAAGAGCUAGUGUUCGAUAUUGAUUUGACGGAUUAUGACGACAUUCGGUCUUGCUGCACCAAGGCAAAUAUCUGUCGGAAAUGCUGGACUUUCGUGACUAUGGCGAUGAAAGUGGUGGAUACUGCCUUGCGUGAAGACUUUGGCUUCGAGCACAUCCUUUGGGUAUACUCAGGUCGUCGUGGUGCUCACGCAUGGGUGUGCGAUCCGCGUGCUCGCAGUCUCCCCGAUGACCGGCGAAGGGCCAUUGCCGGCUAUCUCGACGUCGUGAGAGGAGGGUCUCAAAGCGGGAAGCGAGUGAAUAUGAAACGGCCGUUACAUCCACAUAUGUCCCGUAGUCUUGAAAUUCUCAAACCCUUCUUCGCCCAAACUACACUUGUCGACCAGGAUACGUUCGCAAGCUCAGAACAAGCGGAGCGCCUCCUCUCAUUGCUCCCGGACAAGACACUGAAUGACGCACUGCGCAAGAAAUGGGAUUCGUCGCCCGACCGGUCCAGUACGAACAAAUGGGCAGACAUCGAUGCGCUUGCUAAAUCUGGCAAGAGUAGUACUCUCAACCCCACCACUCUGAGAGACGCGAAACAGGAUAUCGUGCUGGAAUACACAUACCCGCGACUCGACGCUGAAGUCAGCAAGAAAAUGAUCCAUUUGCUCAAGAGCCCUUUCGUCAUCCAUCCCGGUACGGGGCGUGUCUGUGUUCCCAUCGACGCUAAAAAGGCAGACGAAUUCGAUCCUCUCUCCGUCCCAACAGUCACUCAAUUACUCGCGGAGAUUGACGCCUGGGAUGCCGAACACUCCAGCGGUAAUGCAGGCGCAGAAGUCCAGGGUGAAAGCAGCACACCUAGCGACUCCCAAGGAAGCCGCAAAUUGCAAGAUUACGAGAAGACGAGCCUAAAGCCAUAUAUUGAAUACUUCCGUUCAUUCAUCGCUUCUCUGAACAAGGAAGAACGCGUCGGCAAACGAAGAAAUGAAGAUCCGGUUGAGGUAAAAUCGGAAAGCAUGGAAUUUUAA